CGACACUGGAACGAGUGAUAAAUAUCUCGCAUGUUACCCAUUAACCAAAUAUUCACUACAUUAUUUUCACGACCGGUGAAAGAGGCGACGAAAUUCAGGAAAAUUUCUUACCACCACCAUCCCGCAUCUCUACUCGUACGGUCAUAAUAAAAGCUAUGCCCCUUCACGCCGGCGUCAACCUGGUCACUUCUUCGACACCACAUCUCUCCUCCGUCAUCGACGGCAUUGUAGCCGUCCAUGCCGGAUGUAUCAUCCACGACAACACCAUGGCUACAUUCAUGCCACCACUCGACUACGAUAAAAUGGUUAAAUGGUGGAAUGAACGUGUCGCUGAAGUCACGGCGGGUGAACGGCAGAUUGUGGUAUAUUUAGCAGAACCAUCAAGUCGCACCAGCACCGGAGGUUUUGACUCUGAGUCUCAACAUCUACCUGCACCGCCAUUUCUUACCGGACCAGACGCUGAGAAAUCCUAUCCACCAUUAUCACCCACUUCCGCUUCUUCUUGGAUAUCACCAGCCUCUAAGUCGUCAAAUACCUGGCCAACCAUCCCAGCUACAUCCACAAGUCCGCUUCUCGAAAUCGCCGGCCUCGUCUCCCUCUCCUUUCCAUAUAGCCAAACAGGACCGUUUCGAGGGAUGAUUGAGAAACUGCUCACUAGUCCAUUACACCGUCGAAAGGGUGUGGCUAGACAAGUGAUGGCGGAAUUGGAACGUGUGGCUUGGAAGUUAGGGAAGUGGAAUUUACUGCUUGAUACUACGAUGGGGACUGAUGCAGAACAUGUGUAUCCGAGAUUGGGCUACGUGGAGAGGGCGCAGGUCAGGGAGUUUGGGUUUAGUCCGAGGGAUAUGACGUUGUUGGAUGAGAUUUGGUUUGCAAAGGAUUUGAGGGUUAGAGAGAGGAGGUUAUGGAGGGAAGAGGAGGAGGGGGAGACUGAGGGUUGAGGGGGGAUGAGGAAGAUGACAGGUGGGUGAUGAUGGAUGAAAAUGGUGUCAUCUGUCGUUGUGGAUAGUGAAGAGAAUAUAUGGACAGGGGAGAUCAUAGAAGACAGAAUCAGAAAAUAUACAAUCCUGCAAAUAGAAAGAGAGAAAUAGAUAUCCCUCCUGUUGCUGUAUGAAGUAACCACCACGAUAGCCCGCGCAUACAUAAGACAACUUUUGGCAAAGAAAUUUAUUUAAUCAAC
This is a messenger RNA of Exophiala mesophila, 1180 nucleotides long. RefSeq lists its product as uncharacterized. Gene Ontology annotation, molecular function: acyltransferase activity, transferring groups other than amino-acyl groups. The coding region runs from base 156 to 941 and encodes 261 amino acids. The transcript has a single exon. The record is from RefSeq and is a predicted model, not a curated record. Lineage: Eukaryota; Fungi; Ascomycota; Eurotiomycetes; Chaetothyriales; Herpotrichiellaceae.